CAGCAGCCCUGACCACCAGGAGCCAGCCAUCCCAGACACUGGCAGCUGGCUCAGCUCUGCAGAAGAAGACAGUAAUGGCUGGUAUCUCCCCUGCUGUCCUUGGCUGCCCAGAUGUCACCUUGGGAAGGGACACUGCAGUCCAGGAAUUGCAAGAAAAUGUGGUAUCUGUGGACAGUUUAACACUGUCCUCCAGCAACACUGACUUUGCCUUCAGCCUCUACAAGGAGCUGGUUUUGAAGAAUCCAGAUGAAAAUAUUGUCUUCUCCCCAUUCAGCAUCUCCACUGCCUUGGCCCUUCUGUCCCUGGGAGCAAAGAGCAACACCCUGAAGGAAAUUCUAGAAGGUCUGAAGUUCAAUCUCACAGAGACCCCUGAGGAAGCCAUCCACCAGGGAUUUAGGUACCUGCUAUACCUUUUCAGUCAGCCAGGUGACCAGGUAUAGAUCAGCACAGGCAGUGCCCUGUUUGUUGAAAAGCACCUGCAGAUCCUGGCAGAGUUCAAGGAGAAGGCAAGGGCUCUGUACCAGGCUGAGGCCUUCACAGCUGACUUCCAGCAUCCUCGUGAGGCCACAAAGCUCAUCAAUGACUAUGUGAGGAAACAGACCCAGGGGAUGAUCAAAGAACUGGUCUCAGACCUGGAUAAGAGGACAUUGCUGGUGCGUAAUUACAUCUACUUUAAAGGCAAAUGGAAGAUGCCCUUUGACCCCCGGAACACAUUUAAGUCUGAGUUCUACUUGGAUGAGAAGAGGUCUAUGAAGGUGCCCAGGAUGAAAAUUAAGAAAUUGACACCCUACUUCUGGGAUGAUGAGCUAUCCUGCUCUAUGGUGGAGCUGAAGUACACAGGAAAUUCCAGUGCCCUGUUCAUCCUCCCUGACCAGGGCAGGAUGCAGCAGGUGGAAGCCAGCUUGCAACCAGAGACCCUGAGGAAGUGGAAGGACUCUCUGAGGCCCAGCAUGAUAGAUGAGCUCCACCUGACCAAGUUCUCCAUCUCCACUGACUACAGCCUGGAGCACAUCCUUCCAGAGCUGGGCAUCAGGGAACUCUUCUCCACAGAAGCUGACCUGUCUGGCAUCACAGAAAUCAAGGACCUGAGUGUCUUUCAGGUGGUCCACAAGGCUGUGCUGGAUGUGGCUGAGACAGGCACAGAGGCAGCUGCUGCCACAGGAUAUAAACUUCAUGGAUGUUGUCUAGAAAUCUACUCUAUGAUAAUAUAUUUCAACAGGCCAUUCCUGAUGGUUAUCUCUGACACAAAUACUCAUGUUGUCCUCCUCAUGGCCAAAGUUACAAAUCCAGAGAGAGAUGAGAACUUCCCAAAUGGGGAGGGUGCUUCUUCACAAGAGCUGGAAAUUAAGCCUGUAUGUAGGUCUGUCUGCACAUGUUGUUUGCCAUGCCUGACUGGACAGUGACCCCGACUAACUCUGUCAUGUCCUCAUGCAGAAAAACAAGCCUAUGGCUGGUCAGUGUCAGACUCCCCGUCAUCUUGGCAACACUAGCUCAGGUUCCUGACCUGAAAUUUGUGUUAUUCCCUGUCCUGCUCUCUCCCUGUAUCUCCCUCAACCCAAAGCCUGGGCCCGGCAGUGAGGCUCUCUCCUCACUUAGGCUCUGCUUAUGUCUGCCUUCAGCCUUUCAGUCAGGAUGGCACUAUGCAAGUUUACAG
Messenger RNA from Mus pahari (shrew mouse), 1654 nucleotides. RefSeq names its product serine protease inhibitor A3F-like. Lineage: Eukaryota; Metazoa; Chordata; Mammalia; Rodentia; Muridae. The record is from RefSeq and is a predicted model, not a curated record. Gene Ontology annotation, biological process: negative regulation of endopeptidase activity. Gene Ontology annotation, molecular function: serine-type endopeptidase inhibitor activity.